Molecule: messenger RNA, 837 nt
Organism: Myotis daubentonii (Daubenton's bat)
Lineage: Eukaryota; Metazoa; Chordata; Mammalia; Chiroptera; Vespertilionidae
Gene: GPR15LG
Product: G protein-coupled receptor 15 ligand
Molecular function (GO): G protein-coupled receptor binding
Source: RefSeq, a predicted model, not a curated record
AGUUAAUGUUCAACCCAGGGAAGGGGCUCUUCCUGGCGGUUUCCUGCUCUGGCCACUGAGGCCCCGCUGGGCGCUCCCUGGGCUGGGCCACAGCUCUGCUCCAGCUCACCAGGCUCUCACCUUCUUGAAAAGCUGGUUUCUUCCUUUUGGGAGGGGCUGGCUCUGCUCUUUAUGAGAAUUCCACGGUUGCUGCGGCCCUGCCCAUUUGGGAACACCUCUGCCGGCACUCGGCACUCGGAGUCCUUGCGGAGGAGUUCCGGGCUCAGCUGCCUCCGGGACGGACAGGAGACCCGGCCGCACCAUGCGGGCUCUGGUCAUCGGCGGCCUGCUCUGCACGCUGCUCCUCUGCUCCUCCGUCUUCUCCGUGGAAGACCAAGCCCAGUGCCCCCUGUGUCCGCCCGCAGGAAGAAGGCACCCCCGGCCGCCUGCCAAGCCCUGGAAAGGCAAGCCCUGCUGUUCCCAAGUUCCGGAUCCUGCCCUGAGGACCCAGAAAGGGGACCGCGGACUCACCUUCUCAGCCAGCCACCUGCUCCACCUGCUGGCCACCUCGCUCCUCGCUGGGGUCAGUGUAACAGUUGAAGCCGCCUCACAGGCCACGGCCACGGCCACGGUGGAGCCAGUGGGAUGGCCCCGAGUGCCCUCCACGUGCCUGUUGUAUCUUGGGAGGAAGUGUGAGCGGGCCCAGGAUGGCGGGGACACCGUGUGAGGAUCUGCAAACCAUGCAAGUUCAAGCCAGCGUCCCCCUUCUGGGUGGUGCCCGGGGCGCUCCCACAGGUUUAGUGUCCCCCAGCAAGGCUCAGUCCCUGAGGCGCCCCCGGGUCCCCCGGAGCUGGGACU